Molecule: messenger RNA, 1002 nt
Organism: Aspergillus aculeatus ATCC 16872
Lineage: Eukaryota; Fungi; Ascomycota; Eurotiomycetes; Eurotiales; Aspergillaceae
Exons: 2
Coding region: 1-1002 (333 amino acids)
Biological process (GO): regulation of transcription by RNA polymerase II
Cellular component (GO): nucleus
Molecular function (GO): DNA-binding transcription factor activity, RNA polymerase II-specific; RNA polymerase II cis-regulatory region sequence-specific DNA binding
Source: RefSeq, a predicted model, not a curated record
AUGGAUCUCGCCAGCCUUAUCACUCAACCGGGACCAGAUCCUCUCGCAAUGAGGAUGUCAAGAGCCUCUUACAGCCCCCCUGCGCCUCGCGUGGCUUUGUAUAAGCGCGCACCGGACUCAUACUUCGCUUCCGUGCCGGUCUCUUACUCCCGCGCCCCUCCUUCCCCGCCGGUCGAGGAAAUGCCCCCCAAAUGCUCUCUCCCUUCUAUCUCGACCCUGCUCGAAGGCGCAGAUGGUGCCUCCAUGCAUGCAGCUAAGCGUGCAAGAGUUACUCCAGUUCAACGCGAGCUGGACACCCGCCUUCCUUCGCAAUCCUUGGAUGCGAUGAAGGCCAAUGGCCCCCAAAUCGGCCUGCCACCUACGCCUCCAUUGCGUCCUGGUUCAGGGUUCAACAGUGUCAGCCACUCUCCCACCUCAUCGAUCUCCGCCGUCAGUGACGGUGCCGCCGCGAACCGCGCAGAGCCAUACUCCAAGGCGCCGGUGAGACUCCCCAGUCCAUCGGAUCGGUCUUCCAUCUCUAGCCAGGGCUCCGUGGCUCCUGUCUCCGCCGCGCCUUACGUCUCCCCCGCCCCGAGCGUCGCUUCUUACUCCUCUCCCAUUGAGCCCUCGGCCCCCUCAGCCAUCUACUACCAGAGACCGACCUCCUCAUCGUCCACCUACCAGCCGUCCAGCAGCGUGCCUCCCUCCACUGCGCCUCUGCCAACCGCCGCGCACCAACAGAUGAUCUCCCCUGUCACCCCGGCCUGGCAGCAUCACCACUACUUCCCUCCCUCCAGCACGACCCCCUACCAGCAGAACCACGACCGAUACAUCUGCAGAACGUGCCACAAGGCCUUCUCGAGACCUUCCAGUCUCCGCAUCCACUCCCACAGCCACACCGGAGAGAAGCCUUUCCGCUGCACCCACGCGGGUUGUGGCAAAGCCUUCAGCGUGCGGAGCAACAUGAAGCGACACGAACGUGGCUGUCAUACCGGCCGGCCCGUUGCCACCGCCAUGGUAUAA